This is a messenger RNA of Nannospalax galili (Upper Galilee mountains blind mole rat), 5764 nucleotides long. It is a transcript of the gene Abtb3, whose product is annotated as BTB domain containing 11. Gene Ontology annotation, molecular function: protein heterodimerization activity. The transcript is spliced from 17 exons. The record is from RefSeq and is a predicted model, not a curated record. The coding region runs from base 498 to 3824 and encodes 1108 amino acids. Lineage: Eukaryota; Metazoa; Chordata; Mammalia; Rodentia; Spalacidae.
UUGCAGCCGCCUUGGCUACGGUGCUUCAGUGCGGAGCGGGUGGGAGCAGAGAGAGCGGCGUCCGGGAGCUGGGAGCCCGCUGCCCGGGGAGCUGCGGCGGCUGCAUCUUGGGCGAUUCCGGUCCUGCAAGCUCUGUGGCCGGCGUUCCGGGGCCUCUGCAGUCAUCCGGUCCCAGGGAGCAGCCAGCCGGACACUUUUUAUUUUGGAUGAAAGGCGCGAGUCCCGGCGGGAGCUUCCCUCCUGGCCUGGCUCGCGGCUCGUUGCGCCCCAGCUCUGGCCUCGACUCCGGAAGAUGACUUCAGGGUCCGCCGUGUGUAUUCCAGCGGCGACGGCUCCGGCAGGCAGCGCAAAGUAGUGACACUUGCUGGUAACGCCAGGUGGGAAAGUAAGCCUUGGCGGCGAGGAGUCCCGCUGUCCCCGCGGUCCCGGGGGCCCACAGCCCCUCGCCACUUCUUUCCCUGGGUUCCCCGGCGGCCGCAGCAUGAAGUGGCGCAGCGAUGGCCAGAAGAGGUAAGAAGCCGGUGGUGCGGACGCUGGAGGAUCUGACGCUGGACUCGGGUUAUGGUGGCGCGGCGGACUCUGUGCGCUCCUCCAACUUGUCUCUGUGCUGUUCUGACUCGCACCCGGCGUCCCCGUAUGGCGGGAGCUGCUGGCCGCCUCUAGCUGACUCCAUGCACAGCCGGCACAACAGCUUUGACACCGUCAACACUGCCCUGGUGGAAGACUCCGAGGGGCUGGACUGCGCCGGCCAGCACUGCCCGCGGCUGCUGCCGGACCUCGACGAGGUCCCCUGGACCCUCCAGGAACUGGAGGCGCUGCUGCUGCGCUCCCGGGAUCCCCGGGCAGGCCCAGCGGCCCCCGGCAGCCUGCCCAAGGACGCGCUGGCCAAGCUCUCCAUGCUGGUGAGCCGGGCGCUAGUGCGCAUCGCCAAAGAGGCGCAGCGCCUGAGCCUGCGCUUCGCCAAGUGCACCAAGUACGAGAUCCAGAGCGCCAUGGAGAUCGUGCUGUCUUGGGGCCUGGCGGCGCACUGCACCGCGGCGGCGCUGGCCGCGCUGUCCCUCUACAACAUGAGCAGCGCCGGCGGCGACCGCCUGGGCCGUGGCAAGUCGGCGCGCUGCGGCCUCAUCUUCUCCGUGGGCCGCGUGUACCGCUGGAUGGUGGACAGCCGCGUGGCGCUGCGCAUCCACGAGCAUGCGGCCAUCUACCUGACCGCCUGUAUGGAGAGCCUCUUCCGGGACAUCUACGCGCGGGUGGUGGCCUCCGGGCUACCCCGUAGCUGUAGCGCUCCCGGCCCUGGCUCCAGCUCCGGUUCUGGCCCAGGCCCCAGCUCCGGCCCGGGUGCAGCCCUCGCCGCGGAGAAGGAGCGGGAGGCGCCGGGAGGGGGAGCGGCAAGCGGCGGCCCUUGCAGCGCGGCUAGCAGCGCCAGCGGGGGCAGUAGCUGUUGCGCCCCACCAGCCGCGGCGGCGACCGCAGUCCAAGCGGCCGCAGCCACGGCCGCUGCCAACCACCACCACCACCACCACGUGCUCCACGAGGCGCCCAAGUUCACCGUGGAGACCCUGGAGCACACAGUCAACAACGACUCCGAGAUCUGGGGGCUCUUGCAGCCCUACCAGCAUCUCAUCUGUGGGAAGAACGCCAGCGGGGUGCUGAGCCUGCCAGAGAGCCUAAACCUGCACAGAGACCCGCAGCGGCCCAGCAAGCCAGGAGAGCUGCCCAUGUUCAGCCAGUCGGAGCUGAGGACCAUCGAGCAGUCCCUGCUGGCCACGCGGGUGGGCAGCAUCGCCGAGCUCAGUGACCUGGUGUCCCGAGCAAUGCAUCACUUGCAGCCCCUCAACACCAAGCACCAUGGCAAUGGCACUCCCCUGCACCACAAGCAGGGGGCGCUCUACUGGGAGCCUGAGGCCCUGUAUACACUCUGCUAUUUCAUGCACUGCCCACAAAUGGAAUGGGAAAACCCCAACGUGGAGCCCUCCAAGGUCAACCUCCAGGUGGAAAGGCCCUUCCUCGUGCUGCCGCCCCUGAUGGAGUGGAUCCGGGUGGCCGUGGCGCACGCCGGCCACCGCCGCAGCUUUUCCAUGGACAGCGACGACGUCCGCCAGGCUGCGCGGCUGCUGCUGCCCGGCGUGGACUGCGAGCCGCGCCAGCUCAAGGCCGACGACUGCUUUUGUGCUUCUCGAAAGCUGGACGCAGUGGCCAUUGAAGCCAAGUUCAAGCAGGACUUGGGCUUCCGGAUGCUGAACUGCGGACGGACUGACCUGGUAAAGCAGGCGGUGUCUCUCCUGGGGCCGGACGGGAUCAACACCAUGAGCGAACAGGGCAUGACCCCCCUGAUGUAUGCCUGCGUCCGUGGGGAUGAGGCGAUGGUGCAAAUGCUGCUGGAUGCCGGAGCUGACCUGAAUGUGGAGGUUGUCAGUACUCCUCAUAAAUAUCCAUCCGUCCACCCCGAGACCCGCCAUUGGACGGCUCUGACUUUUGCUGUGUUGCAUGGACAUAUUCCUGUAGUUCAGCUCCUCCUAGAUGCUGGGGCCAAGGUGGAAGGCUCAGUGGAACAUGGUGAGGAGAACUAUUCCGAGACUCCCCUCCAGCUUGCAGCCGCUGUCGGAAAUUUUGAGCUGGUUAGUUUGCUGUUGGAGCGUGGUGCGGAUCCCCUGAUAGGAACCAUGUACAGGAAUGGAAUUUCUACAACCCCCCAGGGUGAUAUGAACUCUUUCAGCCAGGCCGCAGCCCAUGGACACAGGAAUGUGUUCCGCAAACUGCUCGCUCAGCCAGAGAAGGAGAAGAGCGAUAUCCUGUCCCUGGAAGAGAUUCUGGCUGAGGGGACUGACCUGGCGGAAACAGCUCCGCCCCCCCUGUGUGCCAGCCGCAACAGCAAGGCCAAACUGAGGGCCCUGAGGGAAGCCAUGUAUCACAGCGCUGAGCAUGGCUACGUGGAUGUCACAAUUGAUAUCAGGAGCAUAGGUGUCCCAUGGACUCUGCACACCUGGCUGGAGUCACUGCGGAUCGCCUUCCAGCAGCACCGCAGACCUCUCAUCCAGUGCUUGCUCAAGGAAUUUAAGACCAUUCAGGAGGAGGAGUACACGGAAGAACUCAUUACCCAAGGCCUGCCCCUGAUGUUUGAGAUCUUAAAAGCAAGCAAGAAUGAGGUAAUCAGCCAGCAGUUAUGUGUCAUCUUCACUCACUGUUAUGGUCCCUACCCCAUCCCCAAGCUCACGGAGAUCAAGAGGAAACAGACCUCACGCCUGGAUCCUCAUUUUCUUAACAAUAAAGAAAUGUCCGAUGUGACCUUUCUGGUAGAAGGAAGGCCGUUUUAUGCUCACAAAGUGCUGUUAUUCACAGCCUCUCCCAGGUUCAAGGCGCUCCUCUCCAGCAAGCCAACAAAUGACAGCACCUGCAUAGAAAUCGGCUACGUGAAGUACCCCAUCUUCCAGCUGGUCAUGCAGUAUCUCUACUAUGGGGGUCCAGAGUCACUUCUCAUUAAGAACAACGAGAUCAUGGAGCUUCUGUCCGCUGCUAAAUUUUUCCAACUGGAGGCUCUGCAGCGACACUGUGAGAUCAUCUGUGCAAAAAGCAUCAAUACUGACAACUGUGUUGAUAUUUACAACCACGCCAAGUUCCUUGGGGUCACAGAGCUCUCCUCAUAUUGCGAAGGCUACUUUCUCAAAAAUAUGAUGGUCCUCAUUGAAAACGAAGCAUUCAAGCAGCUCCUCUAUGACAAAAAUGGUGAAGGGACGGGCCAGGAUGUGCUUCAGGACUUACAGAGGACGUUGGCCAUUAGGAUUCAGUCCAUCCACCUGUCAUCCUCCAAGGGUUCCGUGGUAUGAAACACCCUGUGAGGGAAUGCAUCCGGGAACUUCCUGGUUCCCUCCUGCAUUGGCUCCACACAAAUUGCACACACAAAUUGCCCCUGGCGUCUGUUUGUGGCUGGGCUGAGGAGCUGCCUCUACCGCCUCAGCUGGUCUCCAGUCAGCAAAGUCGGCUUCCAUGUGCUCCUGAGAGAAGAACCUUGUGUGGAUUUGCAAAUUAUACCACAGCUGGGUGCAGAACCUACAGGCCAACUCACAGCAGCCAAGCCACCUCCAGUGGAAAGUGCCCAGGAUCCCUGGACGUCUGCUGUAUACCUGCUGCCAGGACCACCGUCCAAUACAUGGACCAAGGCUGAAAGGCCCCUCACCUUCCUGGUUGACUGUUGAAGAAUUUAAAAGUAUGACCUUGAAAAUAAUCACACUAUACAUGAAUGACCUUGGUGGCUGGACUUAAGCAGGCAUCAACCAUGGUAGCUAAUUGGUGAGGUUGCUACCUGGGAUAAGGAAAACAAGUGGCCAAUUUUUAGGGGUGGGAACUUUUUAAAAAUGUUCAUAUAGCAAACACAGGGCAGUCUCAUAGUUUCAAAUAUAUUUCUAAAAGCUUAACAGUUUGUUUUCAACUGAACUGUGAAUUUAGGGAAUCUUUGUUUUGAAGUUCUUUUCCUUUUUUAGACAGUAAGUCACAGGUCCACUCUGUGUAAACUUGCAUCUGACAAAUUACUGUUAUUCUCUACAAGGUCACAUAAUCCUGCCUUAGUGAUCACGGUUACACAAAAGAGGUGCACUGCCAAUUAUCUGUGAUUAUCUCUAAUCCCAUAGUUGACAACAACCUGCAUGCUGAUUGUGGUUUGGGGAGCGGGUGAGCCUAAAACACCCCCUCUUAACAAAACAUGCAUUUGCACGGGCCCACACCUACAAUGCCACGUUUGUGCUUCGUUUUCUUUUGCCAAGGUAAAAACAAACACAUACGUUCCAUCGCUUCUUGCUGAAAGCCCAUUUGGUGAAAGGAACAUACUCCUUUCUUUUCCUGAUUCUGAAUGGUCCUGGCGAUGCUUUUGCAGAAAUGUGUUCAUUGAUGAUACUGAAUGGGGGGGGUGGGGGAGCACGUCAGAGAAUUUACUAUUAAUCCCAGAGCUUCCUCUGUAUUCUCAGAAGAUGUUCAUAGUUUGUUACUAGCCAGAGAGUAUGACUGUUAGAUUAUUUUUAAAGAUGAAAUGUGUAUGAUAGCCUGGAUACUUUCUGUAUUCUGAGAGUGUACAGUCUACAGUUAUCUAUGAUGAAAGUUUAUAUCGACAGGGUUAUGUUUACUCUGCCAUAUAUUAUAUAAUAUAUAUAUAUAAGCAAAGAGAUUGGUAAAGUGCCACAAUAUUCCAAAUAAUUAUUGAGUUGCGGCUUUUUUUCCUUUUUCUCUUGUCCUUUUGUUUGAAACCUAAAAACUAGAAGAAUAGCUUUUAUCCUUCGGGAUGGCAAAGUUUUGCUGAUAAGCCCAUCUCUCAGCAUGCCUUUAGGAAGUUGUGUAGAACCCUAGAGUCUAAAGAAACAGCUGCCAUCUGUCCAUUGUCCCACUCCUUCACACUUGUUCUGAGGUCCUAUGUCAUGUUGAGUUUCAUGGGUGUGGCCUGCAAGGCACCCAGUCUGUGUCCAUCUGCAGCAUCAGCCCCUCUGUGAUGCAGGACCCGGAGGCCUCUUUUCCAUGUGAUCAUCCACCAGCCUCCCAAGCCCUAGCAUCAAAUGAGGAAAGAAACAACUGCCUGAAGAGGAAGCCAGUCACAGACACACAGGGUGGUACGCUGUCACUUGUCUUUGGAGAAUGCUACCCCAUAACCUAGCUGACUUCAUUGUAAAUGUCUAAUGUGCUCAGGGCCCCCAGGCAUUGCUUUGCACAUUGGCAACUUCCCCCAGGGCUUCUGUUACAAUUUGGUGUGCUUUCUCUGUGAUUAAAGGAAAUUAUUUCCCAC